This is a messenger RNA of Caenorhabditis angaria, 1341 nucleotides long. The record is from the annotation of a GenBank genome assembly. Lineage: Eukaryota; Metazoa; Nematoda; Chromadorea; Rhabditida; Rhabditidae.
AUGUCUACCGAUACGAAUAACAAUAAUUCAGGUAGGAACAGGGGGUACUGUAGAUGAGGACUACUGUAGUUGAUUUAUUUUUUGCAGGAAAUAACAAUAAAUCAGCUGAAAAGGUUGUUGCUCUGGAUCCGAAAGUCGCUGAAUGGAUGGAUGAUGCUAUCAAACGGCUCAACAGUGAGUGAAAGAUAAUUGGGAAUCGGUGAAAGAGAAAACCACUACAGUUGACUUUGUCGGCUCUUUUGAUCUUUUUUGAAAGCGGACAUGACUCGAUUCAAAACUCCCCUAACAAAUCUCAAUUUUCUAGCGCUGUACAACAAUACAAACAUCAAUAUUUGUAACAUAAUGUCUGGCCACGAAAUUAUUGCAAUUCUCCGUUUGGUCGAAACAAUUUUCAUGGAAGAAUCAAAUUUGUGUGAAUGCGAAGCACCAAUCAAAGUCGUCGGUGACAUCCACGCCCAAUUUCAAGAUCUCAACAAACUGUUCGAUUUAAUCGGCCGAGUUCCCGAAGAGAAAUUAAUCUUCCUUGGAGAUUAUGUCGAUCGUGGACCACAAGGAAUCGAAGUUCUUAUGCUUCUUUUUUGCUUGAAAGUUCGUUAUCGUGAUCGUAUUUACAUUUUGCGUGGAAAUCAUGAAACACCAAGUGUCAAUAAGAUCUACGGAUUUUAUGUUGAAUGUCAAUAUAAAUAUGGUGUUGGUAUUUGGUGGGAUUUCCAAGCUCUUUUCAAUCGUAUUCCAAUGGCUGGUUUAAUCUCAAAACGUGUUCUUUGUAUGCACGGUGGUUUAUCACCAGAAUUAACCAGUUUGGAUAUUAUUCGCCAAAUUCCACGUCCUUGUGAACCUCUUGAUCGUGGUCUUCUCAUUGAUUUAUUAUGGUCUGAUCCAACAAAUAAAGGUGAUGGCUGGUUCCAUUCAAUUCGAGGAAUCAGUUAUAUGUUUGGAAAAGGUGUUGUUGAACAGGCUUGUAAAUUGUUGUCAUUGGAUUUAAUUAUUCGAGCACAUCAAGUUGUUCAAGAUGGUUAUGAAAUGAUGACUGGAAGAAGAUUGAUUACUGUAUUUUCAGUGCCAAAUUAUUGUAAUCAAUUCACAAAUGCUGCGGCGGUUAUUUGUUUGAAUGAGAAUUUGGAGAUUUCAUUCCAACAAAUGUUACCACCUCCAUUGCCACCAACUGUUACCAAUGCAAAAGCAACACCAGCAAUUGCAUCAGAUUUGAAUAAGGAUGCGGCUAAAGCGGAUAAAGAAUCGAUUAAACCGUAUCAACAAAAAGGACCAUCGGCUGAAAAAGAUAAAAAGAGUAGUGAGAAAAGUGGUGAAAAAGAAGAAAAGAGUGAGAAGAAACCAUGA